Molecule: messenger RNA, 2536 nt
Organism: Calidris pugnax (ruff)
Lineage: Eukaryota; Metazoa; Chordata; Aves; Charadriiformes; Scolopacidae
Gene: IL18
Product: interleukin 18
Exons: 6
Coding region: 261-836 (191 amino acids)
Biological process (GO): immune response; inflammatory response
Molecular function (GO): cytokine activity
Source: RefSeq, a predicted model, not a curated record
CUCCACCGAGGAGGGGAAGUGCCUCAGAAUAAGUGCAGACGUAGACAGAUAUCUUGGGAAAGAGUCCUAGUUUCCUCUGCAGUUUGCUCAGGCGGCUUAUGUGGUCGUACAGUGAUGCAAGCCGCUGUAAACCCCCCUCCCUAGAUCCAGAGGCGGCCCUCCUCCCGCUCCGCCGGAACGCACGAAGGUGACACGGCGGUGACUCGCCAGGGUCUCCGCGCCCCGACCAGCCGGCACCCCGCGGCCGCCCGAGAGUGAAGAUGAGUUGUGAAGAGAUUCUUGUGUGUCCAAUUCAACUUGGAGAAAAUUUCUGCCUCUAUUUUGCAGAUGACGAUGGGCUGGAAUGUGAUGCCUUCUGUAAGGAAAAAACUCUCCACAAAUUCCUUCGAAAUGUAAAUAGCCAGUUGCUUGUGGUUCGACCAGAUUUAAACAUGGCAGGUUUUGAAGAUGUAACAGAUCAGGAGAUGAGAUCUGGCAAUGGAAUGCACUUCAACAUUCACUGUUACAAAACUACCACACCUUCAGCAGGGAUGCCUGUUGCAUUCAGUGUCCAGGUAGAAGAUAAAAGUUAUUACAUGUGCUGUGAGAAAGAAUGUGGAAAAACGAUAGUCCGAUUUAGGGAAGGAGAAGUUCCUGUAGACAUUCCUGGUGAAAGCAACGUAAUCUUUUUCAAAAAGACAUUUACAUCUUGUAGCUCCAGAGCAUUUAAGUUUGAAUACUCACUGGAAAAAGGAAUGUUUUUGGCCUUUGAGGAAGAAGGCUGCUUAAGAAAAUUAAUUCUAAAGAAACUGUCAAGAGAAGAUGAAGUGGAUGAAACCAUGAAGAUAAGUUUCUAACUUAAGUCAGAAUGAAAGUCACAACCGAUGACAUACUUCAACAGUCUUAAAAUAUAUUUUGGGCUUUUUAGAAAAGAAAUCUUAUUCCGAGGCAAGUCAGUUUUAUAUUUUUAACUAUCAUAAGUCAGUACAAAAAUGAGCAUCUUAAAAAGGAAAAUAAAUGCAAAUUCUUGCCAAAAAGCAGCACUGGAAUGUUUUCCAGUCAGAUAAAAUAAAAGAGAAUUACACUAUGAAGAAACAAGAAUAUGCAUGUGUACAUAGUCCUGUAUAGUUUGAUGCCUAAAAAUAUUUCCUGCCUGUUGCAUUUGAAUGCUUUAGAAUUAGGUGUCUCAGAUGAAGUUGACCAAUUUUGGGGAGGGAGAGAAAACUGCUUAAAAUAACAGACUUCAUAAGCAGACCAUGCACCUGGCCAAUAAAGACUUUGGGAUUACUUUUUCGCAUCAAGAUUAUUUCCCGAGCGUCUUCAUCAAUCUCAGUUACACAGCAAUAUUCUUGCCUUCAACUGAACUAGAAACAAUAGACAAUUUUUAACUUACUGGAAAUCUUUGAGAAAACCGCUAACUUAACUGAACAAUUAAUUAAGAAUACUUAAGAACAAAAGUUAAUAGUAAUUACAUGGAACCGAAUCAAUUUCAACGGGUGGUGCUUGACUGGGGAACACAUGUAGUUCAUAGAGAAAGCUGUGAUCAUUACCUUUAGUUCUUGCCUCAAAACCACAAUGGAUAGGUGUCAGAGUUGAGAGCCCCUAAUAUUGUAGAUCCGGGCCACUACAUUCCCAGAGCUCUCACACACUUCAUUUCUCACACAAGGUAUCUUAAACAAAUACCACAUCCAGAUGCACCUUGUGUUUCAUCUCAAAAGAGGAAAUGUCAAACACUUUCCAUAAUACAUGCUCAGAUUGUUUGGAGGUACUUAGCAGUGACUUGUACACAUGCAUCUUCCUCACUAUAACCAAAAAAAAAAAAAGUUGCAUUGACAAUUAAAUCAGACCAUGUGAGACAGAAGCAACCAUCUCACUUCUGACCACAAGAUUAGCAACACAGAAGUGGUCAGCUACAUGGUAUUUCCAUGGUUACAGGAAUAAAUAAAUAAAUAAAACUUCCAAUCCAGAUUUUAAAAAAAUAAAAUCAAAUCAGAAAGUCUUACAGAAUUCAAACCGCAACUUACUCAUUCUGGUUAUUGCAUAAUCAGACUGACGGUAACAAACAAUUCUCUUCCUCUUACUAUUAAUGGUACCAUAGGAGUACCAUUAGAAUGUGGAAACAGUUAACCGCUCCUUACUACUAUGAAAGUCAGAAAAGAUAAAACGGAGAAGAAAGUUAAAAACCAGAAUCUCAUUUCCCCCAUAAAAUGCCCUGAGGCCUAAAGACACAGGAGAGAAUGCUGCCUCAGGCUCAUGACAAGCUAUGACAGGGUAUGUUUGUUGUAUUUUCAAUCACACAGGAAAAUGUGUACCAAUGUUUAUUUAGAAAACAACCCCCCCCAAAAAACCGUUGCAGAUGAACAUACAGAUUCCAGGGAAAAUAUGAAAGCCAUAUGCUAUUUAUAGCUCCUAAAAUUAAUCUGCAAAAGUCUUUUUUCUCUAAGUCAAUUAUUCCUGUAUUUUUCUAACGGACAUCACUCUUGUAUGAAGUCAAGUGUAAGCCCCUUCUUUAUGUAUUGUCCUUAAUACUUAAUAAAAAUACUUUUUAACAUCUAAA